Molecule: messenger RNA, 1125 nt
Organism: Caenorhabditis elegans
Lineage: Eukaryota; Metazoa; Nematoda; Chromadorea; Rhabditida; Rhabditidae
Gene: Y57G11C.43
Product: Protein KTI12 homolog
Exons: 4
Coding region: 135-1043 (302 amino acids)
Source: RefSeq, marked reviewed
AUAGAGUAAAAAAUCGUGCCGCAAGGUUGCAAAAUUACGCCCCGCCUCUAUUUCUGUGCGACGUUGUUUUUUGCAAAAUUCAUGGAUUGAAAUAUGUCAAAAUUACUGAAAUAUAAGGAUUAUUCUAGAUAUUUAUGCCUCUUAUCAUUGUUACCGGUCAUCCAUCGUCUGGAAAAUCUACAGUUGUUGAUAGAUUAGCGAAGAAAUUCGAGGAAAAAGGCAAAGACUAUUUGAUAAUACGGGACGAAGAUUACGGAGGAUUUGAUCGAAAAAACUACGAAUUUUCGAAUAAAGAGAAGGAUCUCCGAUCUUGGAUUCGAUCUCAAGUUCAACAGAAUCUAACGAAGAAUAAAGUUAUAAUAUGUGAUGCUUUGAAUUAUAUCAAAGGAUAUCGAUAUGAAUUAUUCUUAGCCGCUAAGAUGAGCAAAACCACGUAUUGUGUCGUCGAGUGCUCGCCUCCCGUCGCCACGUGUCACUGGCUCAAUGAGCAGAAGCCUGAAGUGGAGAGAUAUCCGAAGGAGAUUAUCGAUCAGUUGAUGAUGAGAUAUGAAAGGCCGGAUACGAAGUUGAGAUGGGAAAAACCAUUGUUUGAGGUUAAAAUUGGUACUGCUGAGAAAGCCACGCCUGUAGACUUCGAUGAGGAUAUGGCGAUAGACUUGGAGCAUCCUGCUCCGAGAUUUGCGAGCAUUUUUGAAGAUGAAAUUGUUGAAUGGAUUUGUAAUGGAACAGAGCUCACAGAAAACCAAUCAACACAGACAGUCCCACUGGCGCCGACAAAUUUUCUUCACGAGCUGGAUCGAUCCACACAAGACGUUGUUACAGUGCUUUUAAAUGCUCAAAGAACUGCAGUUCGCGGUCAAAACCUGACGAUUCCUGGAGCAACAGACGGAGCCAAUACGAUAAAGUUUAUGAAAUUGAGAACGCUGCCUGAGCUGAAUCGACUGCGACACCAAUUUGUGAACAUGUCGAAGAAGGAUCCGACAACUGAUAAGGAGAAGAUUAUCACGGGAUUUGUCGAUUUUUUGAAUUGCAAUUUGAGAUGAUUGUUUUGUUGUUUGUUAUGACUUUAUUUGAAAAUGCAGAAAAAUAAAAAUCCAAAGUUUUAUCAUGUAUAGGCUUGUGAGU